Messenger RNA from Thecamonas trahens ATCC 50062, 1293 nucleotides. RefSeq lists its product as uncharacterized. Lineage: Eukaryota; Apusomonadida; Apusomonadidae. The record is from RefSeq and is a predicted model, not a curated record. The transcript has 2 exons. The coding region runs from base 1 to 1293 and encodes 430 amino acids.
AUGUCGCUACAGGAGCUCUUUCCGGGCCUUCCAUCUGCGGCGAUUCUGGAGCAGUUUGCGCCUGUGAAUGACGACGAGGGCGGGAGCGGAGGGGUGGCCGAGGCGGUGGCCGAGGCGGUGGCCGAGGUGGGCGACGUGCCGUCGACGCCUGUCGCCGGCCCGCGGCCCGAGGCAGCGGCGUUUACCCCGCUCGACUACGACUCGCUCUCGUCGCCAGCGUCGGUCUCGGCCUCUGCGACGGCGAGUCCUGCGCGAUCGCCAAUGCGGUCGCCGGGAGAGAGUGGGCGGCUGACCCGGUCGCUCGAUGCGAUGCUGGCGGAUGUAGAGACGCCCGAGCGGAGCGCACGUGCACGCAAGCGGCGCAAGCUGCUUGUUCAUGGCUCACCGAGCCGGAUCAACCCAGCAGCGCUGGUGUUUCUUGCCGAGACGCUGCACGUUGCCAAACCGCACGAGCACGUCCGUGGUAGCGACGGCCUGGUUGCCGAGCACCGGAUGUUUUCGCUUGUGGAGCUGCUCAACAUUACGCCAUCGACACACGCCUACCGGAUGAUGGUACUGUAUCCACAGCCGGUGGCGGGAAGUGAGGCGCUGGAGAUGGUGGAGGCGCGCCGGGGGCUCGCACUGGAGGCCAUCGGCCCGAUGCGUGGCUACUGGGCCGUCUACUGCGCGGCAAGCGAGCUGGACUUUGUGUGGCGCAAGUUUGUCGACGCCAUGGCGCACCGGGGAAAGCUGUCUGUUCCGUUUGCGGUUGUCUCGCCGACGGUCUUUGCCGACGAGGAGGCGCACGCGGCCGCGUUUGUGGUCCCGGUCCCGGCGUCGGGCGGGCUUGCUCAACUCCGGGCGCUCGGCUCGGUGGUUGUCACUCUCACGCCGCAGGACUGUAACACGGUGUACUACCGGUCGUGCACUUGUCCGACGGCGAUGGACACGGCGCAAGCACUGUGUGCGCUUGCAGUCGAGGAGGAGAAGCAUCUGAUCAAGUCAUCCUACAAGAUGGUCGCUGAGCCUGUUCCCUGCUCGGUGACCACAUCGGCGACCUCGUCGCGGGCAAGUUCGCUCUCGCGGACUGGCUCGGCCGGCGACUGCAAGGCCACACUUCGCAAGCUCUCGUUUGAGGCCGCCAUCGCCGCCGCCACCAAGCCGCCCACUGCCCACGUCCUCUACGCCAUCGACCGAUCAUCGGGAAAGCCAUGGGCAGUCGUCGAGCACGAUAGCGAUGUUGCUAGCUGCACAAAAGCCAAGCCCGAGGCCGGGCUGGUUGACUCGCUCGAGUUUGUCGUUUCGGCCUUGUGA